AUGGACUGCAAAAGAACUUGGAUUCAAUGUAGUAACAACUCAUGUGGAAAAUGGAGGGUUGUUCAAGACGAAAUUGCAACGAAAUAUGCAGAUAUCCCAUGGACAUGCGACAUGAACGAAGAUCCACACUAUAACAAAUGUACCGUACCUGAAGAAAAAGUCGACGUUCCGCGUGGAAAAAAAGUUGUGGUAACGAAAUUUCCGUAUGACAAAGGCGACAUCGUUAUGGCAAAAAUGGCGGGGUAUUGCCUGUAAGUUUUACAUUACUAGAUAAAGUUAAGAAAAAGGCAAAACAUUUAACCAUUUACGUCUACUUUUUUAUAUUAAGUACUCUUGUUGUCUUGCAUAUUAAUUGUUUCACAACAUAUAUAUAACUGAUCAUAUAAGAGUAUUUAAAAACAAUUAAAAAUCUUUUUAUCUUCACCGAAUUUUAAUAUAAAGUUUUCUAUACGUUUUGUUCGGUUGUAAUAUUAAAUACUCAACAGUUAAAUAGCCCAGAGUGACGUCUUCACUUGCUUGUUUGAGCGAGGUUUUACCGUAUUAAAAGCCCGAAGGCUGAGGUUCUCAAGUUGUUUAUAUCAUGGUAUUUUGAAAAUUGUAAUAAACGCGAGGGCAAAGACCAAAGUUCGAAACCGAUUCAUUUUCAAAAUAUUAUAGAAUGUGAUAUAAGAACGUUUUUCGUUUUGAGAACGGCAAAGGUGCGGGAAUCGAGAAUGAGAGUUAAAUUUUAAUAAAACGAUAUAUCGUGCAGUGCUUCCACUUUGGCAAAGCAAAAAUUCUCGUUUUUGUCCUUUUUUUUCCGCAAAAUUUCCUUCGCAAAAUCCUAAAUUUCCUUCUAUUUUUCCUUCCAAUCUCAGUUUAAAAUAGUAUAGUAAAUUUUGUAUUGUACUUUAUUCCGAUGUAAAUUGAAGGUGUAUACUGCAGUAUUCAAAUAGUGAAUCUCUAAUUUAACCUGAAAAAACAUGUUCUAUUGUCUCAUUUUUUGUCUGUUUUCUCGAACGACAUAGUACUUAAUUAAACGACUUUUUUAUGAAUUUGCUUUUGGACCAGACAUUUGUCCUGCACGCUUUCUACUCCGUUUGCGUUUGAAAACUACUUGAAGCUUCAUCUUUUGAUGAGCCUGACUAGAUGUUCAAUGACUAAAUAUGAGCCGGCAUCAUAAUUUAUAAAUUACUUUUUUUGGUUUAGAAAUUACAGUUUCCCUUUUUUCAACUGUUUGUUUUUUGGGUUAUAAAAAUUAAAAACUCGCGAAAAAAUUGAGCCCCCGUUAUUUAUGUACAAGUACUCUACUCACUCACUCACUCACUCACUCACUCACUCACUCACUCACUCACUCACUCACUCACUCACUCACUCACUCACUCACUCACUCACUCACUCACUCACUGAAGACCUGUUAAGUCCCAAAUUACCCCCAUUCAUCCUUGAUAGUUAUGUAAAUAUCCAAAGUAUUGUUUUUAUAAAUGUUUUUGAACUCAAAAGUUCAUAAUAAAGUGUUUAACCAUUAUUAAACUACUAGAAAUUACUGAAAAAGUUUAUAUUGUAAAAUUUCCUUCCCUUUUCCUUCCAAAUGGCCGAAUUUCCUUCCAAUUUCCUUCCAAAUCUUAUUUCCUUUUAUUUUUCCUUCCAAAUGCCAAAAUAUCCUUUUGGAAGGAAAUUUCCUUCCGAGUGGAAGCUCUGAUAUCGUGUAUAUAAACCAUUGCAGGGGCCGGAACAGGUGGGAAAUUUGUCUGAGCAUGCGCGAGCAAAAUGAGCCACGCAAUUGCGUGGAAUACACGCAACGCGUGUUUACAAAAAGCAGCAAUUGUGUAAAUACCGGUAUUGCCAAAUGUUUGGUACAAAAUAAAUUACUGUUCUAUGUUGAAAAUGGACAUGAUCUAAAUUUUAGUCAUACAGAAUUUUUUAGUGAUAUUCUAUUUCAGUACCCUGCCAUUGUCUCUGGUGUGCUGUCCGUGUGCAUUCGAUCUGAAACAGUUGCUACUUUGCUGUCGAAACAUUUCGAAUGUUUACAUGAAAAUAGAGACAAGUCAUGCAUUUUAUAACCUCGUAAGCUCUGUGAGCCCCUAUUUUUACGCUUAUACUUAAGAUAUCAAAUAAAAAUACAUGAAACAGAGAACAUUUUUAGAAAGUUUUAUCGUGAGGCCACGGACAGUUUUUAAAAUAUUUUCAUUUAUUUUCCGGUCAUCACCAAACUUACACUGAAGCCGGGCUUGAAUAUACAACAAAUUUUGAAUCUCAUCAAGUACAAAAAUAUUUAACGUGUAACCAAAAUAUGCUCAUGAAAUGGAAAUUAAGAGCUAAAUUUUCAAACUAGACCCUUCUCGAGGUGGUUUCAUGAAGGAAGUUCACCUUUCGGCCUUUGAUUCUUGGCAAAAAUUUGACCGCAACACGUGCGAAGCAACUGGGUCUCAAAGACUAAAACAUUGUGAGCCCCUAUUUUCCUGAAGACAUGUUUGAUACCUACAAACGCCGAAAAUGUUUUUCUUUUCAUUUAGCUAUAUUUGAAAUUGAGGCCACGGCCCACGGGCUAUUUUUAAGAAAAUACAGUUCGAAGUCAAGUUAUUUUUACAUAUUUUCAAAAUGUGUCGAAUUUCGCGAGCUUGUAUUUUGAACUUAGACCGCUGAAGUUACAUUAAGAAACAUAGGAUGGUCAAUUUGAGGAAUAUAAAAUAAAUUUCAACUUACAUUUCAUUCUCAUAUCACUUUUUCUUCGUUUAUUACGGUUUUAAGCAAGCCAUAGCUCGACGUAUACGGUAUUUACUCCCAUGUUCACGUCGCCAUAUUCACUUCUUCCAAUCACUCAAUUACAAAAAAAAAUCAUCCCAAAACAAAGAAUUCAUCAUCAAUUUUUAAAAGAAUAACUGUUAAUUUGUGAAUCGUUGAAUGGAAAGCAAAAAAUCCUCAGGUAAAAAAUUUCCCACCUGUUGUGCAGGGGCGUUAGGGCGUAGGAACAGGGGGCACGUGCCCCCUCCCCCCUCAAUUUGUUCAAAGUGCCCUUUUUUGUGAUGAAAAGUGCCGUUUAUGUACAAGCUAAUGUUGCUGUAAAUACUAUAUUAAUAUCGAAGGUGCUCUUUUUGUGAGGAAAGGUCGAUAGUUUAAAAAAAUUUGUUCAAAAACGUUCAUUGUACGUUGGAAUUCGAAAAUUUUUCUCCCGUUUUUCUUCCCGUCCCCUUCGCCAACAUUUCCGGGAAAAUAUGUUUAGAUGCCCUUUAAUAUCACUUUCAAAAGUACCCCUGGAAGCUGAUGCCGCCUCCCCCCAUCUUUUGAUGCUUCGUAUACACCCCUGAUGACGUGUUAGUAAAAUUAAAUGUUAUUGCUUUAAACAAGAACAAGAGUUGCAUGAGAGUUGAUGAGAGUUGACUGGAUAUUAUCGCGCGCGUUGCGAAAACCUCUUCAACUCUUAUUAAAAUUUGAACCUGUUCAAAGUCGACACUAGAGUUAGUAGAGUUGAUGAGAUGAAGAUUGGCAGUCAAACGAUCAUAAGCUAAACUUUAGUGGUCACACUACAUAUAAGAACACGCAAUGUUCGUAAACUGCUUGAACUUAAUCUAGUAUACUCUCCUAAAAUCCUAAUUCUUGCGCAAUAACGAAAAUUAUAAAGGUUAGCACUCAGGGCCAUUUUUAAGAAUUCGUCAAUGGGGAGCAGUGGCGUGCUGGCAGGGGGAGGGACGUGGGGCGCAAAAAUGAAAAGAGGGCGCCGAUCCCGCGCCGAAUUUUGAAAGUGGGUGGGAAAAAACGCAUUCGAAAAAAUAUAGUUACUUCCGCCAAGAAAAGAUGUGUUUAUAGGCUUAUAAACAGACUAAACGCAUAGGCGACAAAGUGAUAUAUAAAUUACAGACUAUUUGUCUAACCGUAUUUGCUAAUUUGCUACCUCACGGCGCGCGGCUAGCACGAAAUCGUUCAUAUAGAAACAUGAUCAGUGAUCACACGCAAUGUACGUCUCAUUAUCGGAAUAUUGGUCAGGUUUCGAAGCGAUCACGGGAAUUAUGCCCUUUCUGCUGGUAUUAUGCCCUUAUAUUAUGCCCUUCAUUCUGCUUCACGAAUCACGAGAGCGGCGCAAAUUAGAUAGUUGAAGUUAUGAUAGUGUAAAGUUGUGUACGCAAUUUAGUUGUUUACGCAAGAAAUAUCAUGAGUAAUGUAAGUAAUGAGACAAUGCUGAAACGUGCCUGGCCCCUUUUGGCAGCCAGGCAAGGAAACCUUAAAAUGCAUAUGCGUGGGGUCCGUGUGUUAUUGUAUAAAGAGCUGUAAGUUGUAAAUGUAUUCAGAUCAGUAGAGAUUAGAAUUGGGAUUAGAUUAAUCGCUGGAAUAGUUAGCAUUGCCCAAUUUAAGUACUACUACUAAAUUCUAACCAAAUUGCAAAUGUCGACACGUUAUAAUGCCGUUUCCUGACCAUCAGAUUUCUAUCAAAUGGCUUCCCCAAAGUCCAGGGAAUGGCAUUUCAGAGACUCUCAAUUCAAAAAUUUUCCUUGGGGGCAUGCCAACGGACGCCCCUAGACAAACCUCGCACCUGCGGCGCUCGGCUCGUGCCCUCGGCCCUCGUUUAUCAAGCGUAACAUUAUAGGGGCGCAUAUUGGUUGACAGCCCAUUGCUCCCCCCCCCCCCCAGAAAAAUAGUACCCAGCACGCCACUGAUGGGGAGGGGGUUCUACAGAAGGGGACCAUACUAUACUGAGUGUGGAGAGAUGACGGUGUCGUAUGUGAUAGUAGGGGCCUAGGGGGCUCAUGGGGAAUUGUCCCCCAGAAAAUAAUGGUCUUAUAUUUCCACCCGUAGGACUGCAUUUCAUGCGUUUUCGAUUCUGAUACAGAUUUUAGGAUAUACAGUGUCAUAUUAUACUGUAGAUACUAGAUAGAUAAGUACUUGCAUGGUAUGUUUAUGUAGAUACCACAACUCGGUCGACUCAAAUCUAUAGAGUUGGGGAUGUGCUUUCCUCUGGGAAAUUUUUAAAAAUUUUGAAAUAAAAGGUAUUUAUUAGCAUUUUUAAGAAGAUAUUGAAUCAUUUGAAGAUAAAAGACAUGAGAAAAGAUUCACAAAGCAAGGUUCAAUUACUAGAAUAUCAACCUCCCUUCAUGUUUCGUCCAAUAUUUUGCUUAUAUUUUAGAGAAAAGGAACCUUGACUGGGGAGGGGGGCAAAAUGGUUGACUGCAGGGGGCACCAUGGGGGGCUGGAGAGGGGACUCCCCCCAGGUAUAUAGUUAAAAAAGGCCCUGUUAGCACUUUUAUUCAUUUUUUAAAUUGAAUGUUUUUUAGGUGGCCGGCCUUUAUUACUCCUGAUCCUAACUGUGACGAAUAUUACGAUGCCGUACUGAAUGAUAACGACGAACAGGAAGAGAUCACUCAUUUCCAUGUAGAAUUUUUUGGUCGACCGAGAACUCAUGCGUGGAUAAAGUCAGAUAAUGCGUUUCCUUACACUGGAUAUAGAAGGACGACGAUUAAAUCAAAAUGGAGAAGAUCAUACAAUAUUGCAAUGGAAGAUGCUCUUAAGUGGCUACCUUUAACCUGUCAAGAAAGACUUGAUAAAUGCGCAUUUAGGUAUUUGGGAACAAGUGGCACAGAAGAAGGUGAAUAUUUUUGUCUUACCAGAAUUACAAGCCCUCGCCAGAAAUCAAGCAAAAUGCCUAAUAAUAUUGUCAGUGACAACAAUUCUUUAUAAUUAGACUCCCGAGCAGUCCCUCGGGAAAAAGGCGGGACCACCGACGCCCACUUUUCGCCCUUGUCAAGUUGGCUCCGCCUUUGCAUAAAUAUUACUUAUAUCCAAUUAAAUAUAUCCAAUAGAAACCGUUAAUGUCAUGUUUAUUUAUAAAAUCAACAUCGGUCUGGAAUUAUUUAUGAGCCGAUUACAUGGAGAACUUUCAACCCCGGGGUUGAAAGUUCUCCAUGUAAUCGGGUUGAAAUCUUUUGCGAUUACAUGGACGAUUUCAACCCCGGGGUUGAAACGCUAUACUAUACGUUCUCGGCAUCGAUUCCCGGAAGUAAAAAAGCCUUUAUUUUGUUUUGUUGUAACAAAUAGUCACUACCACGUAUGCUCGAAUAAGUCAUGAUAAUUUCAGCGCUGGGUUGAAACGAUUACAUGACAAAAUUUUCAAUCCAGGGCUGAAGGUCAACCCCGGGGUUGAUAUUUCAACCCUGCUAGCUGAAGCAGGGUUGAAAUUUCAACCCCGGGGUUGAACUCAGCCCUGGGUUGAAAAUUUUGUCAUGUAAUCGCGCGUUUGAUUUUGAUAGAGUUUUGUAUUACAGACAGGGCUGGAAUUUCAACCCGGUAAACAGGGCUGAGUUCAACCCCGGGGUUGAAAAUGCUCUAUGUAAUCGGCCCCUUAAUAGUACAAUUACUACGUAUCAGAUUUGAUUGACAGGCGUAUCGAUUUCGACCAGUGGGAAUUUUGCGCGUUGUGUGGGCAACGCGUAUUUCAUUUAUUGAUGUGUUGUCUGCAGUCCCUCCUUUCCUUUCGCAUGCCCGGAAAUCUAUAGCCGCGGAAAGAAAGGACCGCUCGCAGUCUACUUAAUAAUAUCAUUUGGUACCUUUCACACCUUUCUGCAUAAUAUCAUCUCAAAUGAGAUGUUUCAAGUUCCCCUUAAUCUGUUGUCUGCACUCAGGCACAAACGGCCAAUGAAAGCAAAUGGUCUGCCCGCCGCGGUACACCUAAAUUGGUGGGCGUAACGAAGGAGGCGAAAGACCGUCUCCCGGGUUAGGCUAUAUGUAUAUUAAAUUCCUGUCCAUCAGUGGACGAGAACUGUAUGCCACAUGGUAUGAUACUGCUGUAUACAGUACAUUUCUUUGCCCAUAUAUAAGUGUAGCAUGAUCAAGAUUUCUUAUACAGACAACGAAUGUAUCUUUUCUUUCUCAGGUACUCUAUCUUUCAGGCCGGAAGAAAACACGACUAAGAAUAUAAAAGUAAGAAGGAGUCGUCGUAUACGCAAUCUAUUAUAUUUCUUCUUCAAUCUGGUAACAUCGUUUUUACUUUCUUAUAUACAGCACGACGGAGGAGCAAGAUUUUCCCAAGAAUUUAAUCUUUUCAAUAUUGAAAAUGGCGUCGAAGUUGAUAAGAUAAAACUCCCAGUAUGGUGUGGGCAGCACAUUGACCUGCAUAAAAUAUUUGAGACAGUGAAAAACCAUGGAGGUUUUACUGAGGUAAAUUAACUGUUAAAAAGCGAGUGAUCAUCAAAACAAUUGCCAUUUUAGUACGAAAAUUCUCAAACGUGAGAGAAGCUCAUGUCAAUUUAUCAGUUUAAUGAAGUUAACGAUACUUUGAUCUUAAACGAACGGUAUCAGGUGGUUGGAUAAUUAAUCUACUUGUAACAGAAAUGCAGCGCAAUGCAUGAUCUGGUGAGGAAAUAAGUAUUAAUCAACCUACGGCCAUAUAAAGCGAACAUGAUUUGGUCAAAUUUGUCAGUUUUCUUAAGAAACGUAUAUCGGUAAAAGAUUGUUAUUCUACAAAACAUCAUUGAAUAAUUAUGAAUUAGUUUGUAAAUGUUGCUAAAAAACCAACUUGCAAAAAUGAUUAAGAAGAGGUCAAAAUCUUUAAAAAAUUUUAAAAAAAAUAACAAUUUUUUCAUGAAUUAAAUAAUUAGAAUAUCGAAUUAGGAAUUUGGGUAACCUUUAUAUUUAUACCCAUGAAACAAAGAAUACAUUGAUCUCUAAAAAAAGGACUGGGCAGUGGAAAUAUUAUUGGUAAAAACGUACUCCAAAUGAAGUUGAAAUGCUUCCUGAAAAUAACUUCAAAUUGUGAUAUUGUUCACAGGCCCUUCAAAUAGAAUAAAGUUAUAGUAACUACUGUCAGCAUUAUAGAAUUAGCUAUCUGCAUACAUGCAUGCAUUGAUGGGUCUAUACAUAAAUGAAUAACUCAUAAGUCUUAUAAUUAUAACUGAUUUGAGAAUAAGCCUGCUGUACACGAAAAAAUUAUGUCGGGCUGUCAUUGUUACGAUUCUUUAGGUGUGCAGAAGACAUUUGUGGCUGACGUUAUGGAAAGGUCUGUUGGGAAACGUUCAAUUCUCAAAUAAACCGAGUGGAAGCAGUUUGAAGCAGUUUUAUGAGAGGUAGAUAAACGUUUUUAUUGAUUUGUGCAUGGUUUUGUGUACAAUAAAUUGCUAAAAAAGUCCCAAAUUACAUAAUGUAUCCAAUUAAACCAAACAAAAUCAUUAUCCUUUUACUAAUCAACGGGCCGCUAGAACUCCGGACAUGCAGUAACUACAGCUGCUGCACGCACCAGUUGACGUUGUUGCAGAUAUCAAUAUGUGUAUGAAAGACUUUGUCAUUUUCCUGCAUGAUGUUAACAGUGUAACAAAUCCGCUACAUUAAUCCAUUCUCUCGUGAUGUUUGUAUACCCUUUCUCUUGUUUGCCGUAGAAAUAUAUUAUAAGAACUGUGCACCGUACCAGCCAAUAGCCACAAUGUGGAAAUGCUAUUAUACCAUUAUUUUAAACCAUUAAACCAAUGAUACAUACAAUAGUAUUGGGAAAACGAAUAUUAAACUUGUCUAUUUAUAGGCUAUAAUCAACAGUAUUCUCGCUUUUAGACACCUUCUUGAUUUUGAGCUGUAUUUGAAAAUGAAGGAAGAACGAGGUAUGCUUUGCACUCAUAAAUAAUUGCAGCUAAAUGAAUAAUUUUAAGUUCAAUUACAAAAUUGACAUUGCAACGAUCAAGACUGGAACUAAGAAACACCAAAGGUGGAUUUUUAAAAAUAAACGCGAGCAAUAUAGGAAAGGUUUUGAACAAGUUUAAAACUUCGAGUCAUGAAAGAUUAUAUGAAAUUUCAAUCAACGUUCAAUUAUAACCAAUUGCACCGAUUUCAUUUUGGCAAUGUUUUAAACAUUUAUAAAUAUUUCACGGAUUUUAGCCCACAGAAUCGAACCUUAAAAUGGUAUAUCCUGUAUGUAUAAACCAUGCAUAUAUAUAACGAUUUUGUAAAUUAAAUGUUAUUGCUUUAACGAUACAAAUACAUACCUUUCACAGAAAGCCAAAUACUGCGCAACUCCCAACAGGAAUAUGGGCUACAAGGCAAUCCAAAUAUUCCAAAGAGAAGAGGCAGCCCAAGGAAAUCAAUGCCGAUGGGAUCAAGUAAACCAGAUGUUGUUCUCAGCAAUAGAAAUUGUGGAGGCUGUGAUUCGCCUGAUCCAGGGCAGACUUCGUUUCAGUCACAACAAUUAUCAACUGAGGGAACAACGCCAUCAAGGAGAGGCAGAAAAAGGAAGUCAGAAGCAACUGAAUCAUGUAGAUCUAUUCUGACGUCUAAUACUUCUUCGGCUAGCUAUUCAAAUCCUAAUAUCGUAGAUGUUGUAGGAAGCAACAAUGUUAAGAUACUAGGAGAACAAAAUGUAGUUUCGUUUCAGCCCAUACUCGAUAAACUAACUCAGGAAAAGAAACCAAAAAAAAGAAAACCAAAAAAGUUUAUUUCACCAUUCCUCGCAUCUACUGAUUCAGACCAGCAUGAAAAUAUACAUAAAGAACUAAAGAAUACUGAAAUAGAUGUAGAACAGGCAGUGCCGCAGUUAACAGUUGCAGAUGAGAAUUUUCAUAUAUAUUUGAAGACUGCAGAAGCUGAUACGCAUGAAACCAGUGUCGCUGUGCCAUCUAUGAUUGCGUUGGAUCCUAAUCGUUCACCGACCUCUUCCAGUUCGAAUAAGGAAGAUAGAGAUUUCACACCAAGUGCUGACUCAAAAGAAGAAUAUAUUAUGCCAGUUAAUACAGCAAAUAGAUUACAAAUGGCUGCAGAUUCAACUUCUCUUGUACCAGGCGGGUUUAGUUUUAGCUUCCAAGGAUCGGGGGAAGUCAAUGAUCUUGGAACAGGUACCAACACUGACAUGACAAAUAAAAACGUACCAUCCCCACAAUCCCCAUCUGAGGGAUAUGAAAGUGAUAUGUUUUUAAAUAAUGCUUGUUCAAGUCCGACAUACGAACCACACGAUUUUGCUAUGGCCAGUAAACCAUCCUCUAAACCAUGCCCGAAAAUAUCUGGAUAUGAAUAUGUUCCAAGUUCCAAUCCAAGUUCGCCACAAAUUGUUCCAACUGAAGGUAAUGACUUGGAUUAACUACGAGAAUUUGGUAAUGAUUUUCGCUGAGAGAACUAAAACGUAAGCUUUACCAUCAUUAGAUAAAGAGACAUAUAGGGUGUGUAUAAAUAACGGGAAUCCUCGAUUCAAAUGCAAUUUUGAAAUGUAUGUGUUUAGAUUCAUUCGAAAGCUUAGCCAGUCAGCUUUUCAAAAAGUUACAAUAAAGGGUGGACCAUUAGAUGUCUUGUGAGGGUAGUGGGUGGCAGAUCCCAAACAGUGGAAUUUGAAAAAACGUCAUAGAAGCAUUUAGGGAAAGAGACAAAUUCCUUCAGCUACAUAUACAGAAAUAUAUACAAAAAAAUAUUUCUGCAUGCACAGCUUAUAUACCAGCAACAAUCUUAAAAAAUUAUUGCAAGGAGGAAAAUUUCCCUUCCAUCCCUGCUAGGAUAUCUACUGUAAUGGUCCACCCUUAAUUCUCACUUGUCAUAUUAUAUAAAAAGAACAAGCUUUUAAAAAGAUAAAAAAAUUUAAAAGGAUUGCAAUUUGCAAAACAAUUAAGCAUAAAAUAUGGUUCCUGGGUUUAAUGUACACUGCGCAUAAAUACAAUUGGCUUAUUGUAUACACAGCAAAAAAUCAUUUUCUUAUUAAGAAAAAAAUUUCUUAAUUUAAGAAAAAAAAUCUUAAAAUAAGAAAAUAAUUUUCUUAGUAAGAAAAAAUUUUCUUUAAAUAAGAAAUUUUUGAAUCCCAAGAUAUCUUUUUCUUAAAAUAAGAAAAAAUUUUCUUAAUAAGAAAACAUUUUCUUAAAAUAAGAAAAUACGAUUUUCUUACUUUCUUAAUAAGAAAACAUUUUCUUAAAAUAAGAAAAUACGAUUUUCUUACUUUAAGAAUAUGUUCGUGAGACAAGAAAUGAAAUUCUUAAAAUACAAAGUUAUAAAAUAGUAAGACAUUAUUACUUAAAUUUUCGAAGCAAGAAAAUGUAAAAUGCUAGUGUUAUAGGACAACUUAUAUCUUAACAAGACUUAGAACAACGUAUAUCUUAUUGCGUCAGGUAAAUUUGUAGUUUUUAUUUCGAAUUGAAGAGACUAUAUGACCGGCAGCUCACGGUUGAUCAAACACUUAAUGGUCGGCAGUACAUUGACUAUAUAGUUAAAGUUGAAUCUUCAGUAUAAGAUAGAUAAACCGAUCCCUAAUCCCAAACCCUUCUCUAACCCUAACCCCUAACCCCUAACCCAUGUUUUUCUUGCAAAAUUUGUAGACGACUUCGAAGAAGACUGUGGCAUUUCUAUUGAACGAGAACUUGAAAAAAUGGAGAGAGUUUUACAGGAUGGCGACUGUGAUGACUUGAAGG
Paramuricea clavata is the source of this 11330-nucleotide messenger RNA. The record is from the annotation of a GenBank genome assembly. Lineage: Eukaryota; Metazoa; Cnidaria; Anthozoa; Malacalcyonacea; Plexauridae.